UACUGACUUCCACUCACAGCUGUCUCUACAGCGUAGUAUUUAUUUAUUUACGACUUUCUCAUGAUUCUACUGAUAUCUUCCCCAAUCAUCCGGCUGUUUAUGCAUUUUAUCCUGGAUGUCUGACACUGAUUAAUGAUAACACACACUUAUAUUUGCUUGUCGCUUUUAUUUGUUUUACUUUCUAUAUCCUUUCCUUUUUAAAUCACCAGCUUUUCAGUGAGAAUGAAUAAAAGCCCUGAGCUCGACCGAUCACUUUUAACGCGGUUAACUGAUGUUUUAUUGGUGUUUUCUGUCUCCCUAGCAAACCUAACCUAAAGAGGACGUAACGUGACAGAGAAGCAACAUCGCCGGGUUUAUCUCACUUUCUGGACAUUUUAUUUUUUUUCCUCCAUCGACGUGUAAACUGGAUACAUAGAACCCCUGACUGAGGAUUGAUCUGCGAUUUCUCCUUUGCUGUUCGCGUGUCAGUCGUCGGCCAGACUCGGUUGCGGGUCCCAGACGCCUCGAUGGACGCAGGCAGCUGGAGCGGCAGUGAGAGCGGAGGGGAGGAUGUGGACAGGAUGAGCGACACGAACGAAAAGCCCACCGACAACGACGCCGAGGGCGUGUGGAGCCCCGACAUUGAGCAGAGCUUCCAGGAGGCGCUGGCCAUCUACCCGCCCUGCGGCCGCCGCAAGAUCAUCCUCUCGGACGAAGGCAAGAUGUACGGUCGGAAUGAACUGAUAGCCAGGUACAUCAAACUGAGGACCGGGAAGACACGGACGAGGAAACAGGUUUCCAGUCACAUUCAGGUUCUGGCUCGACGGAAAUCCAGAGAGCUUCACACUAAACUUAAGGAUCAAAGUGUGAAGGACAAAGCGCUCCAGAGCAUGGCAGCCAUGUCGUCUGCUCAGAUCGUGUCAGCCACGGCCAUUCAGAGCAAGCUGGGUCUGGCAGGCCUCCCUCAGCCCAACUUCACUGCAGCGCCGGGGUUUUGGCAGCUGCCGACGGGCCAUCCUGGAUCCUCACAAGACAUUAAGCCGUUCUCGCAGCAGGCCUACCCCAUUCAGGCUGCCACAGCUUUAUCAGGUUACGAGCCUCCGAGAGCUCCUGCGGCCACUCCGCCGGCGUGGCAGGGACGCUCCAUCGGCACGAGCAAACUGAGACUCACCGAGUUCUCCUCGUUCCUGGAACAGGAGAGAGACCCAGAGUCUUACAACAAACACCUUUUUGUACACAUCGGCCAGACGAGCUACUCGUACAGCGACCCGCUGCUGGAAUCGGUGGACAUCCGCCAGAUUUACGAUAAGUUUCCCGAGAAGAAAGGAGGACUGAAGGAGCUUUUUGGGAAAGGACCACAGAAUGCCUUCUUCUUAGUCAAGUUCUGGGCGGAUCUGAACUGUAACGUCCAGGAGGAUUCGGGUUCGUUCUACGGCGUGACCAGUCAGUACGAGAGUCCAGAUAACAUGACCAUCACCUGCUCUACUAAAGUGUGUUCGUUCGGGAAGCAGGUGGUAGAGAAAGUGGAGACGGAGUACGCGCGCUUCGAGAAUGGCCGGUUCGUGUACAAAAUAAACCGCUCGCCCAUGUGCGAAUACAUGAUCAACUUCAUCCACAAGCUCAAGCACCUGCCUGAGAAGUACAUGAUGAACAGCGUGUUAGAGAACUUCACCAUCCUACUGGUGGUGUCGAACAGAGAAACUCAGGAGACGCUGCUGUGCAUGGCGUGUGUGUUCGAGGUGUCCAACAGCGAGCACGGAGCUCAGCAUCACAUCUACAGACUGGUCAAAGAAUGAGACGCGAUGAUCACUUCUCUUUGUCCCUCUUUCUUUUCUCUUACACACACACACACACACACACUAAAGACACUGAGCUGCUGCCCUGCUGGUCAGAGAGAGCCCGAGCGCAUCACUUCCUGUGUCCUCAUGGACCCGAUGUCCUGAGCGGCUCAGAGACUCUUUCCACUCGGUGAUGAUCUCGUAACUCUGAAGCGGCUGAGCCUCUGUGCGUUACAAACCCUCCGCUUCACUCGGGCACAGCUGGACGCUGCCUCUAAUGACUCCAAUCGGGUUUUUUUUUGUUUUUUUUUCUUAAAUGUUCUGUAUUUUCUCGAUCUGCACGGGUGCAGGGAGUGACAAUGAAACGGAGGUACGUUUUGUUACUUUUUCAUCGAAUACCGAUAUCCUUUUUUAAUGUAACUGAAGAAUAUUGUGUACAAAAAAAUAUUUUUAGUACAAAACAAAUUUUACUCCUUAUUCUUAAAGGACAGUGUCUCAUUUAGUUUUCCUUAAAUGAAUCGUAGUCCUGUUUAGUCUGAAGUUAACACUGAAGAGAUCUGGAUGUGGAAAAUGGAUUUUGUAUUUUCCGACGUCCAACACACACUUUAAUCCAACGAAGGUCGGCUUUUUUUUUAACGAUUAUUAACUAUUUAGGAAUAUAAGCCUGCUAAGUCCCUUUUAUUUUUCAUUUUUUUAAAUGUUUUUUUCACUUGAAUAACAACAAAGUUGUUUUAUAGAUGAGCCAAAAAUCCACGUAAGCGUUUAAUGUCGAGUCGGGUCUGAUGGCCACGUGCUUUAAAGAGUGUGAUUUUUAUUCUUUGUAAUAUUUGAUGGUUUUUUUUUUUUUCAAAUUCUGUUAGCUGUCAUUAAUAAAAAAUAUCUGAUCAGAGGAGAAACUCUGGUCUCUGUGACGCCCCUACAUCUGUAACAUGAAGAAAACACUUAUUAAAAAAAAAACAAAACAGUUAAUAUGGACUAAACUGUC
Clarias gariepinus (North African catfish) is the source of this 2742-nucleotide messenger RNA. It is a transcript of the gene tead1a, whose product is annotated as TEA domain family member 1a. The record is from RefSeq and is a predicted model, not a curated record. Gene Ontology annotation, cellular component: transcription regulator complex. Bases 507 to 1775 code for a protein of 422 amino acids. Gene Ontology annotation, molecular function: RNA polymerase II cis-regulatory region sequence-specific DNA binding; DNA-binding transcription factor activity, RNA polymerase II-specific. The transcript has 12 exons. NCBI's taxonomy places the organism in Eukaryota, Metazoa, Chordata, Actinopteri, Siluriformes, Clariidae. Gene Ontology annotation, biological process: embryonic organ development; regulation of transcription by RNA polymerase II; hippo signaling.